Drosophila erecta is the source of this 1807-nucleotide messenger RNA. RefSeq names its product DNA primase large subunit (gene Prim2). Gene Ontology annotation, biological process: DNA replication, synthesis of primer. Gene Ontology annotation, cellular component: alpha DNA polymerase:primase complex. The transcript has a single exon. Bases 111 to 1709 code for a protein of 532 amino acids. The record is from RefSeq and is a predicted model, not a curated record. Lineage: Eukaryota; Metazoa; Arthropoda; Insecta; Diptera; Drosophilidae.
UUAAAAACUAUCGAUAACAACUGAAACAGCUGAUAUUGGCCAUCCAUAUUUUACGCGCCAAAAACGAACAAAUCUUCCACAAAUUGUAAAUUACUUAAGCGCGACGCACAAUGGAAUUUGGUCUGAAAAAACGCGCGAGACAUGAGGUCAAGGUGGAGGUGGCCAGCUUGGAAACUAAGUAUCCGCACAACGUCAUGCUGUACCACUAUCCACCGACGGAGGACGUGCACAUCGACGAAUUCGAGGAGCUGGCUUUGGAGCGCUUGCGACUUCUCCGCGUCUUGGAUCGCGCAAGCAACCGGAACCAGCGCCUGCUCUCAGAUGAAUGGAAGGAGAACGUGAGUGCGGAUCUGACCCGCGAGGGAUUGCGCAGCUAUCUAAGGCUCUGCUCCGCCGGCGGAAGCACCAAGCACGAGGCAGACAUCCAGACCCGCAGGCGGGACUAUCUCUCGCACUUCAUUCUACGGCUGGCCUACUGCCGCUCUGAGGACCUUGCACGCUGGUUCGUGGCCCGCGAAAUGGAGCUUUUUCGGUACAAAUUCGCCGCACUUAGCAGCGCCGAGGUGAAGCAGUUCCUUGAGGCCAACGGCUUCGAGAUUCAUCCCCUAAGCGAGGCCCAGAAGGACGAAGUCAAGGACGGCCUGUACGAGAGCACGGCGGGGCAGAGCGUGGCCAAGAUCGAGCUGUUGGACUUCUACAAGGUGCCCUUCACCCAGGUGCUGGAUCUGGUGCGAGGACGUCGCUGCUACUUAAAGGCUGGCUUCGCCUAUGUUAACACCCACGACCUGGUGUCCCUAGUGGGCACCAAGCAGCAGGAUGAGAUCGAGCAAGGCCUGCAGGCUGCUAAGACUAUGGUGGAUGAUGUAGAAGCUGACGAGCGCAUCUCUCGCACGCUGAAAGCUCUACAUAACUCUUAUACCGGCAGGGAUUACACCGUAUGUCGGGAUGCAGCGAUUCCCAUCGAGUCCCUCGAUCAGCUCUCCAAGACCUCCAUGCCUUUGUGUAUGCGUAUGUGCCACGAGCACAUUCGCGCUCAGCAUCAUAUAAAACACAACGGCCGAAUGCAAUACGGCCUGUUUAUCAAAGGAAUUGGUGUUACGCUGGAGGAUUCGCUGCGCUUCUGGCGCGAAGAGUUUACCAAAAAAAUGGACGCGGAUAAGUUCGCACGCAGCUACGAGUACAACAUUUACCAUAACUACGGAAAAAAGGGUUCAAUGGUCAACUACACGCCCUAUUCGUGCGCCAAGAUCAUCAAGGAUGCGACGGGGCCGGGCGAUUGCCAUGGUUGUCCGUAUAAGUACAUGGAUCAGGGCUCGUUGAAAACCAAGCUGUCCUCCUAUGGCCUGUCAGCCAGCGCCGUCGAUGAGGUGAUGUCCUUUGUGUCCCGCGGUCACUAUCAAAUUGCAUGCGGAAAGUACUUCCAAAUUACCCACAAUUCAACCGUCGAGCCAACCAUCAUUCACCCCAACAACUACUUCGAGGAGAGCCAGAUAACAAUGGGCAACCGACAGAAGCGCACCAAUGGUCCUGCUUUGCCCAAGGCCAGAAUCAAGGAUAUCAAGGGCCAUGGGGAUCGGUCCAUGCUGAUGGGCGAGGAUGACGAUGAGUUGUGGCGAAUUGCGGAAACCCAAGAGCGCAUCAUGCAGAGCCAAAAGGACAUAUCAGAGGCCUUUAAUGACGAUCUAGAUCUUACGCAAAUCGAUUACUAAUCGUUGUGCAACAUAUAGUAACUAAGGUACAUACUUAAGCAUCGUAAAUAAGAAGAAUUAGAGCUAAUCUAUGAUUCGACUUUCACUCCUGGCAUAGA